Coregonus clupeaformis (lake whitefish) is the source of this 1058-nucleotide messenger RNA. Its product is annotated as SPARC-like. Gene Ontology annotation, biological process: anatomical structure development. Bases 166 to 933 code for a protein of 255 amino acids. Gene Ontology annotation, molecular function: collagen binding; calcium ion binding; extracellular matrix binding. The transcript has 9 exons. NCBI's taxonomy places the organism in Eukaryota, Metazoa, Chordata, Actinopteri, Salmoniformes, Salmonidae. The record is from RefSeq and is a predicted model, not a curated record.
AGAAUUUGAAAACAGAUACCUUUAAGGAACAGGUGAAAAGGAGAGGGAAGGGUAUGCAGCUGGCAAGACGCAGAACAACAAGGGAAUAGCAACGGAGGAUCGAAGCAAGUGAAACUCUGGACUGUUAGAAACUCCCUUCUCUCGCGUUCAGCCUGACACUUGACCAUGCUCCUGACUAUGAACCUGCUCUUUCUGCUGGUCCUGACCUUUCACCCUGACCUGGCCAUGGGAGGCAGAGCCCAGCGCAAACAAAGGCAGGCUGAGAACAGUCUGAGACCAUAUCUAGGUAGAGUGGACCCAGUCCUACUAUGUGAGCUUCUGAAGUGUCACAGUCCAAUGGGCUCCUGGUGCCAGGUGGUUCAGGACAAUGGAGUCCUCUUCCCAAAGUGUGUGUGUCCUAAGACCUGCCCACGGCAGGGGGCACCAGUGUGCAGUGUUCUGGGAAAGACCUAUGGGAACGAGUGUCUGUUGCAUAGAGAAGCCUGCCGCAAGAGACGUCACAUUGGAAUGGCUCAUAUAGGGCCCUGUCUGGUUCCCAAGGCAAACUGCACAGAGGAGGAGUAUGGCCAGUUCCCAUACCGCCUCAUGGACUGGUUCCUCCUAUUGAGUCGCAUGGGAGAGUCCUAUGCCCCCUACUCCCCGCCCCAGAGCUGCCUGAGCCAUGCCCAGCGCUCCCAACUAGCCCAGCAGAGGUUUGCCCUGCUGGACAAGAACAAGGAUGGAAAGCUGAGCCGGAGGGACCUGAGGAAGUUACGCUACAAGAGAAUGCCUCUAGAGCACUGUGCUACCUCCUUCUUCCAGUCAUGUGACCAUAACAAGAACAGUAAGGUGACCCUGCAUGAAUGGAUCUCCUGUCUGGUGGAUCGCUCAGAGAUGUGGUUCCACAGCUUCAUGUCUAUGAAAAUGGGAUCCGGUAAGCUGUGUCCCAUGUAGACCGACAACCACCUUUGACCUCGAUAUGAACACCUCUCCUCUCGCAUUUUGUAUGUAUUCCUCGUGUUACUAUUUUUCUGUUAUUUCUCAUUUUUAUCUCUCUGCAUUGUUGGGAAGCAUUUCAA